Messenger RNA from Daucus carota subsp. sativus, 777 nucleotides. RefSeq lists its product as uncharacterized. Bases 1 to 777 code for a protein of 258 amino acids. The transcript has a single exon. The record is from RefSeq and is a predicted model, not a curated record. NCBI's taxonomy places the organism in Eukaryota, Viridiplantae, Streptophyta, Magnoliopsida, Apiales, Apiaceae.
AUGGGUUGUUUUGUAAGCAAACACAGAUCAAACUUACCAUCGAACCAAGCACCAUUGCCAAGAUCACCACCACCACACUUACUAGAAGAAUCAGUCAAAGAAGUCCUCUCCGAGACUCCAAAGCUAAGACCCUCAACUCCAAGAAUCUUGAAGCCUCCAAAAAAGACUCAAUCUUUACAUCAAAAUGAUCAAGAUUUUGAGGGAAUAAACGAGACCCAUUUCAAAAAGAUUCAUAAGCUUGAAAACCCAGAAGAGGUUUCUGAAAUUUCAGAGAUUUAUAGUUCUAUGAGUGAGAGCUUCUCUAGAGAAAAUGAAGAAAUCGGUGAAAUUCGCCGGAAAGUUGAGUCGCCUGAGAAGUUCAAGCGUCGGUCGUAUUCCGGUGAAUUACACGGGAGGAGAGAGAGGGGAGUGGCGAAAUCUCCGGCGAGGAGGCCCGAGCAACCGUCUCCGAAUCGGGUUCGGAUCGUACCCGGAAGAGACAAACGGGUCGAACAGAGUCAUGUGAAGGAAAUGAGGCCCGUUAGAGACGCCGGAGAAAGCUCUCGCCGGAGGUCAAGGUCGCCCGUCAUCCGAAACGACAAUGCCGGGUCAAAACAGAAUCUGGGUCGGAGCCCAUCUGUGAGAAGAACAGGAAAGUCACCGGGUCGGGUCAGAUCCGACUUAUCCGAGAAUUCAAGAAAAAGGGAGGGAAGUAAUAAAGAAGGCAAGUGGCCACCGACAAGCAAUGAGUUGAUCGAAAACCCACUCGUGUCCUUGGAAUGUUUCAUUUUUCUGUAG